AUGACGCUCAUACCAGCAGACGAUACCGCCCCGAAGCAUCUGGUCCUUGUGCCAGUCGCCAUGUGGGGCCACAUUCGUCCUCUCCUCCAUCUCGUCGUCAACCUCCUCACCCUCCACCCAAACCUCCACACCACCUUCCUACUCACCCCCUCCAUCGCCCCGCGUCUCGAGAAAGAUCUCGAGCACCUCACGAGCCAUCUCGGAAAGCAGUCUGUCGUCGACAUCUCAACUGGCUCCAAGCCCAUCGCCGAAAGGCUGCAGACCAUUACAUGUGCGCAUAAAGGGUUUGAUCCCACCAAAGAGUUUACGCCCGAUGACUUGAAGAAGGAGGGUGUGGAUUUCGCCAGUGUGCUGCCGGGCAUCAUCAGUGGCUUGUACGACGGCAAGCACAACAUUGGAGGAACCUUGAACAAGUUCGAGGGCUUGCCUCCCACCUUGUUCCUAUUCGAUAUGUUCCAAACCUUGGUUCCAGAACUCAUGGUCAACACUCUUGGUCCUCUCAACAUCCCUGUCCCUCCUCUGGUCAUGUUCUGCCCUUGCUCUCCUGCCCACGUAUGGCAUUCGUUCAGCCCCGAAGAACGAGGAGGUACCUUUGGCAGAAUGCUGCGUUUGGCGGAGGAAGAUAUUGCAAAGGGCGUAAACUCCAUUGAGGCGUUCGAGAGGUAUGGGUUCAAGGGCACUGGACAAGUGGCUGCCCUUCCAGGUCUGCCUGUCAAGUAUGACUACGAAUGGUGGCCGCAUGGUGAUACAGUCGAGCUUGGUGGCCAGGUCCUUGCAGCUGUCUUGCCCGCAUAUAGGGCCUUCCUGCACAAAAACACAGUCGGUAUAACCAUGGCAUUCACUGGAGAAUUGGAGCCAGAGGCAGUAGCCGCCUUGGAGUCGGAGCUCGGCAAGACCAUCUUUACCGUCGGCCCUCAGUUCCCGGAAGAGAUGUGGGAAGGGGACUUCUCCGUUAAAGCAGACAGCGAUGACGACCGGAGGGUUGUCGCUUUCCUUGACCGCAUGCAAGAGAAGCAUGGCUCAAGGAGCGUAUGCUACGUCAGCUUCGGGUCCCUCUUCUUCCCUCUCUUGCGCCCCGAACUCAUCUGCUAUAUCCUCCAGACAUUACAGGAAUCCGGCAUUCCCUUUGUCUUUGCCUACGCUUCCGGCGUCGCACCUGUACCUCCCGAGCUCAUUGAAGAAUUCGUCGGGCUGGAAGACGCUUGCUUGGUCAAGUUUGCGCCUCAGUGGGCCGUUUUAAAACACGCCGCCACCGGGUUCUUUGUUACUCACUGUGGCAGCAACAGUACCCACGAAACCAUCUUGGCCGAGGUCCCAAUCGUCUCCUUGCCCUUCGUUGCAGACCAAGGCGAGAUCGCAGCCCUUCUCACCGAAGUUCUCCAUGUCGGCAUCGACCUCAAGCAGACCAAGACUUUCACCAAUCCCCCGUUCAAUAAGCUCUACGACGGUACCGUCAUUGUGGGCACUGAAGCGGCGAUCAAGGACGAGAUGAGGACCGUCUGGGGGAGGAUGAAGGGGAAAGAAGGGGAGGAGAUGAGGAAGAGGAUGGGCGAGGUCAAGAAGACGUUGAGGGAGAGUAUCACGAAUGGAAGGGGAAAGCGGGAUAUGAUGAAGUUGGGCCUGUGUCGUUGGCUCCUCGACUCGUCGCAUGUCGUGGAUUCGAUUUUGUAG
Molecule: messenger RNA, 1671 nt
Organism: Cryptococcus wingfieldii CBS 7118
Lineage: Eukaryota; Fungi; Basidiomycota; Tremellomycetes; Tremellales; Cryptococcaceae
Exons: 11
Coding region: 1-1671 (556 amino acids)
Molecular function (GO): UDP-glycosyltransferase activity
Source: RefSeq, a predicted model, not a curated record